AUGCAAAAGGAGGCUAAGAAGACGUGCAAGAAAGAACUUAAAGCGCGGUCAAAGGCGCAAGAAAAUCUCAUGAAAAAUCUCGAGGCGGAGAGAAAGGCACAAAUGAAAGCGCAAGAGAAGACACAAGAGAAAACAAGAAAGCAGGGAAAGAAAGAACAGAAGGCACAGGCACAGGCACAGGCACAAAGACUGAAGACGGUAGAGAACGCAAAAAGGAAGAUGAAAGAGGCAACAGUGCAAAAGCUGAAGGCAGAAGGGAAAACUGAAACAGAGAAGAUAGAGCUAGCUGCACAGAAACUCAAGGCAGAAAAGAAAGCUGAAACGAAGAAAAGAGAGAUAGCUGCACAGAAACUCAAGGCAGAAAAGAAAGCUGAAACGAAGAAAAGAGAGGUAGCUGCACAGAAACUCAAGGCAGAAAAGAAAGCUGAAACGAAGAAAAGAGAGGUAGCUGCACAGAAACUCAAGGCUGAAAGAAAGGCUGAAACGAAGAAAAGAGAGGUAGCUGCACAGAAACUCAAGGCUGAAAGAAAGGCUGAAAUGAAGAAGAGAGGCGCAGAAAAAGAAGAGCCAGCGAAAAAAGCGAAACUGAAUAUAAAAUAG
Messenger RNA from Penicillium atrosanguineum, 600 nucleotides. RefSeq lists its product as uncharacterized. Lineage: Eukaryota; Fungi; Ascomycota; Eurotiomycetes; Eurotiales; Aspergillaceae. The coding region runs from base 1 to 600 and encodes 199 amino acids. The record is from RefSeq and is a predicted model, not a curated record. The transcript has a single exon.